ACGCUCGAAUUGUUGUCUCCUUAGUUGUUUGUCUUACAAAUGAAUCUCUGUUGUUGGCAAAGGCUGAUUUAUCACUUUUGGGCUCAGGCUCAGCCAGAGAGAACUCUUCUCCUCUUUUUUUUUCUUUUCCCGGUUGAAAUUUUAGGGCUUCUGCUUAGACUUUGGUUAUCUCCGAAUUUUUCAUUCCAAAAAUGAGUACCCUUGAGACCACGAGAGCAGAGCUUGGUCUGGUUGUUCUGUAUUUGAAUAAAGCGGAGGCGAGAGACAAGAUUUGUCGAGCUAUUCAAUAUGGUUCUAAGUUCUUAAGCGAUGGACAGCCUGGCACUGCUCAAAAUGUCGACAAGUCCACCAGCUUGGCUAGGAAAGUUUUCCGUCUCUUCAAGUUUGUGAAUGAUCUUCAUGCUCUCAUUAGCCCUGUUCCCAAAGGCACUCCACUCCCGCUUCUUCUUCUCGGAAAGUCUAAAAAUGCGUUGCUGUCUACCUUCUUGUUCCUCGAUCAAAUUGUGUGGCUUGGCAGGACUGGGAUUUACAAGGACAAAGAACGCGCUGAGCUUCUUGGACGUAUAUCCCUCUUCUGUUGGAUGGGCUCAUCGGUCUGUACAUCCUUGGUUGAGGUUGGGGAGCUUGGUAGGCUGUCAGCAUCAAUUAAGAAGUUAGAAAAGGAGAUAGGGAAUAAGGAUAAACAUCAGAACGAGCAAUACCAUGCGAAACUAGAGAAAUCAAAGGAGAGGUCGUUGGCGCUGGUGAAAGCAGGGAUGGAUGUAGUUGUUGCUUUUGGAUUGCUUCAAUUGGCUCCGAAGAAAGUCACUCCACGAGUCACAGGCGCUUUCGGAUUCGCCUCCUCUCUUAUCUCUUGCUACCAGCUAUUGCCGUCACAUGCCAAGUCCAAGACGGUCUGAGAAAAGGAAAAGAUAGAAAAUAAUGUAGUUGCAUGCAUGUCCAGAUGUUCCAUAUAGUCUGGUUAUCUGUGUUCCCCUUGUUUCUUUAUUUUCAAGACUUGGUUGUUAAAUUUGUCUUGGUUGAUACGUUUUGUUUGUGUUAACUUUUGUGGUAUAGUCUGAUGAUAAGCAUUUGCA
Molecule: messenger RNA, 1076 nt
Organism: Capsella rubella
Lineage: Eukaryota; Viridiplantae; Streptophyta; Magnoliopsida; Brassicales; Brassicaceae
Product: peroxisomal membrane protein 11C
Exons: 9
Coding region: 192-899 (235 amino acids)
Biological process (GO): regulation of peroxisome size; peroxisome fission
Cellular component (GO): peroxisomal membrane
Source: RefSeq, a predicted model, not a curated record